Molecule: messenger RNA, 870 nt
Organism: Physcomitrium patens
Lineage: Eukaryota; Viridiplantae; Streptophyta; Bryopsida; Funariales; Funariaceae
Source: RefSeq, a predicted model, not a curated record
AUGGUCCUUCCAGCAACUCCAGAUCACCAGAUCGUCAGUGUUCACCGCAUCUUUCUAUUUCAUCAGCGAGUGGGCGUUCGACACCUGCAUCUGCAAGCUGCUCUGGUGGUUGCAGUUUUAGUGAUAGCCGCGUCAACAUUUCUGGAGGCAACGCUCGCUGUGCAGUAUAUGGUAGGGGGAGCCGUAGCAAAGUGGAGCUUUCUUCAGCCGAAUUCUAAUCUCACCUUCUACAACGACUGGGCGAAGAACAGCAAUUUCAAAACUGGCGAUUCUCUUCGUAGAGGCAGAAUUUGUGGCAUGUACCCUGCCUACGACGCCUGUCGGCAAGUGGUUUACUCAAUACUCAUUUCCAAGGCGGGUACUUAUUACUUCAUCUGCGGCACUCCACUUCAUUGCAAUCAAGGCAUGAAACUCUCCAUCCCAGCAACUGGAGAAUUUGUUGAGGCGCCUCCUCCUCCUGCUCCUGCUCCUAAUCCUGCUCCAAACGCCAGCCAUGCCACAUCGACUUCAAUCUUCUCGGGCGAUGUUUCACUUCUCGUCUUAGCAUUGUCCGCUUUGAUUGCUGUCUCAUUGUGACGGGUCUAGAUUUUGCUCAUCUUCUAUCAUGUCGACUUAGACCGUAACAUAGUGGUUCUUAGCGCAUAAUAUUCUAAUCUUAAUUCGACCUGUUGCUUUCCGUGCAAAUCUGAAUCGUUGAUAGCGGCUUAAUGCUGUUAUGUAAGCAGAAAUUUGGUGAGAUCAUACGAUCAUUACCAGUUUCUUGCGUAGAACUUCACCUUUUGCGAUGUCGUUGAAGAGAUCUCGUAUUGCACGGAAGAAUAAUAAACAUUAAUAUAAAGCGUUCACGCAUGCCGUAUUUUUCGUUAGUAA